Papilio polytes (common Mormon) is the source of this 1665-nucleotide messenger RNA. It is a transcript of the gene AnxB10, whose product is annotated as annexin B10. The record is from RefSeq and is a predicted model, not a curated record. The transcript has 9 exons. NCBI's taxonomy places the organism in Eukaryota, Metazoa, Arthropoda, Insecta, Lepidoptera, Papilionidae. Gene Ontology annotation, cellular component: cytoplasm. Gene Ontology annotation, molecular function: calcium-dependent phospholipid binding; calcium ion binding. Bases 104 to 1078 code for a protein of 324 amino acids.
UUGUCAAUGUCAGUUUACGUCAUACCGCGGAUCUGUGAAUUCCGUAAUUUCGUCGACAGUUUAAAAGUUGUUAAACGAAAUAUUCCAAUUGGAGAAAUCAAAGAUGACUGGCCAUCGUGAACCAACUGUAGUGGGAGUCCCCAACUUCAAUGCAAUGGAGGAUGCUGCCGCUCUGCGUGCUGCUAUGAAAGGCUUUGGUACUGACGAGCAGGCUAUAAUUGACAUCCUGACGUCACGCUCCAAUGCCCAACGCCAGGCUAUCUCGCAAGCCUUCACACAUGAAUAUGGCAGGGAUUUAAUAGAGGACCUGAAGUCAGAGUUAGGUGGUCACUUUGAAGAUGUGAUUGUGGCGCUGAUGUUGCCUCCUGAGGAAUACCUUUGCAAAGAGCUGAACAAGUGCAUGGAAGGGCUCGGUACUGAUGAGAGUGUCCUCAUUGAGAUACUCUGCACUCGUACCAAGAAGGAGAUCGCUGACAUCGUGCAAGCGUAUGAGAGAUUAUACGACCGGCCGCUGGCGGAGCACAUGUGCUCGGAGACGUCGGGCGACUUCCGCCGCCUUCUCACACUCAUCGUCACCCGGGCCCCGCAGGGCGCACGCGAUGAGGAGGCGGGCGUGGACGCGGCGCGCGCGGCCGACAGCGCACAGCAGCUGUACGACGCGGGCGAGGCUAAGUGGGGCACUGAUGAAGAAGUUUUUAACAAGAUCUUAGCACACGAGAGCUUCGCGCAGCUGCGGCUGAUCUUCGAGGAGUACAAGAACCUAGCGGGCCGCACCAUCGAGCAGGCCAUCAAGGCGGAGGUGGACGGCGAGCUGAAGGACGCGUACUCUGCCAUCGUGGAGUGUGUGGAGAACGCGGCGGCGUGGUUCGCGGCGCGCCUGCGCGGGGCCACGCAGGGCGCGGGUACGGACGACGGCUGCCUGGUGCGCGUGCUCGCGAGCCGCGCUGAAAUAGACCUUGGAAAUAUAAAGAAAGAGUACGAGAGACUCUAUGAUAAGACGCUGCAGAGUGAUUUAGAGCAGGGCGAGACCUCGGGAGACUACAAGCGCGCGCUCGUGGCUCUGCUCGGCCCGGCGUAAGAUGACCUCAAUCAGCCGAAAAUAGAAGAAAUUCUAUAGAAAUACGCGUCUGAUAGAUUUAUUAUGCGAGCAGCUUGUUUACGCAGCUUAGAUAUACAAAUACCCACCAUUUCGUCCUUGUAACAGACUAAAUAAUAAAGUAAAUAAAAAUUGUUAAGAAUAUUUAUGAAAGAUCUGAAAAGUAUAUCGUUUUUAUUAAAAGAUUUUAUUCGAGUCAAUUAUAAAAAUGAUCACAUUAUUUGUUACAUUUUUGUAGAAAAUAAAUAAGAAAUUAUGUACCUAAAAUUAACAUUUUGUUUACCUAGUUAUGAAUACAUCGCAAACCAGUGCCUUCAUUUUGAAUGUAAUUUUUUCAGUUGUAUAAACAAUAAACAUUACACUAAGCGCCCAUUUAAUUUCAGUUAGUAAUUUAAGAAAUACUUUUUGAUAUAGAAAAGUGCUAUUUAUGUUAAUUUUUAUGCAAAUAAGUUAAGUGUAAUUUGGAAAAUGUUAGCAUUCCAAUAUUCUCAAUUCAUAUUUGCAAUUGGCUUAUUACUGCUUUUGUUGCCUAAAGUAAAAUUUAUUUUAAAUAAAAUGUUUUAACAAUA